AUGAACAACAAGCUUGCAGCCAUUGGCCUAGUAUUUGGUGGCAUUGGAGUGUUCUUGCUCAUUCAAAUCUGUAUGUCUUGGAGAGCAACCAGAAGAGGUUUCUUGGGUUUCAGCAGCUUGUCUACACCUGCUGAUGCAUCGGAGGGCUUAUCCCUGCAAGUCCUGGAGAAGCUCCCUUGUUAUGCUUUUGAAGCAGUAGAAGAGAACAUCCAUUGCACAGCUGACUGUCCUGUGUGCCUGGAGAACUUUGAGGUGGGUGAUUCCUGCAAGUUGCUUCCAUCAUGUAGUCAUAGUUUCCAUGCACAGUGUUUGGAUACCUGGCUGCUGCAGAGGCCAAGCUGCCCGGUAUGCCGGACCUCUGUGGAUGGCCAGAGAGGAAGAAAGGCCACCCAGGAUGGUGGAGCCAGGAUUGACAUGGGGCAGAUAACUGCAUUUAGAUUAUCUGACAUCUCCAGUCUUAGGAGUGUAUCUCUCUCAUAUGCUCUUGUGCUCUAUGAUCCAAAGAUGGACUCAUUGGAAUAG
Molecule: messenger RNA, 522 nt
Organism: Musa acuminata AAA Group (dessert banana)
Lineage: Eukaryota; Viridiplantae; Streptophyta; Magnoliopsida; Zingiberales; Musaceae
Product: E3 ubiquitin-protein ligase ATL23-like
Exons: 2
Coding region: 1-522 (173 amino acids)
Source: RefSeq, a predicted model, not a curated record